Durio zibethinus is the source of this 2134-nucleotide messenger RNA. RefSeq names its product inactive beta-amylase 9-like. Gene Ontology annotation, molecular function: beta-amylase activity. Lineage: Eukaryota; Viridiplantae; Streptophyta; Magnoliopsida; Malvales; Malvaceae. The record is from RefSeq and is a predicted model, not a curated record. Gene Ontology annotation, biological process: polysaccharide catabolic process.
CAAUUCAUACCCAAAUUAUAAAAUCUCUCUUUUCUAAUUCUUUUUUCAACCCAUUUCAUUGAAUUUUUUUUUUUUUACGGCUUUAGAUCUGAGAGCAAAGAACUUUUUUUGGGUUUUUUGUUUGAAGUUCUUUUGGUGUAAAUUCUGAGUUGGGUUAAAAAAGACUUGAUUUUUAGUUUUGGGAUUUAAUUUGUCUAUCUCUACAUCUUCAAAAGAGAAAAUCUUUUUUUUUGAAGAUUUUUAGGUGAAUUUUUAUUAGUUUUUCUUAAAAAAAGUUUGAAUUUUUGGGUGGAAAUGGAUGUUUCGCUAAUUAGGAUUUCUUCUCAGACAAAGAUCUGUAGAACAGAAUUAGCGUACAGAGAUUUAAGGUUUUGUUUUGGGAAAAUUAAUGAUAAAAAUAAAAUAUUGUCUCGAAAACCAAACAGUGUUUGUUUUGAGAGUCAAAUUACGAGGUUGAGGAAAGCUGGGCUUAGAUUUACGGUGAAAGCUGUCCACUCUGAACCCAUUAUCGAAUCCAAGUCUUCAACAACACCCAAAUCUCUUGAUAGGUUAAGAUUAUUUGUUGGCCUGCCUCUAGAUGCGGUUUCUGAGUGCAAUACAGUAAACCACGCCCGGGCAAUUGCAGCCGGACUAAAAGCUUUGAAGCUUUUGGGUGUGGAAGGUGUUGAAUUGCCUGUCUGGUGGGGAGUGGUUGAGAAUGAGGCAAUGGGAAAGUAUGACUGGUCAGGCUAUCUUACUGUUGCAGAGAUGGUUCAGAAAGUUGGUCUCAAGCUUCAUGUAUCACUCUGCUUCCAUGCAUCAAUACAACCUAAAAUCCCACUUCCCAAGUGGGUAAUGCAGAUUGGGAAAUCCCAAUCUAGUAUCUUCUUUACUGAUCGAUCAGGAAGGUAUUAUCAAGAAUGUCUGUCACUGGCUGUUGAUGAUCUUGCUGUUCUUAAUGGAAAGACUCCAAUUCAAGUUUACCAGGAUUUCUGUGAGAGCUUUAAGUCUGCAUUUUCACCUUUCGUUGGUUCUACAAUCACGGGAAUCUCAAUGGGUCUGGGACCAGAUGGCGAGCUCCGUUAUCCCUCUCGCCACAAGCCUGCCAAAAGUGGCAUAGUUACUGGAGUUGGGGAGUUCCAAUGUUAUGACAUCAACAUGCUUAAGCUUCUUAAGCACCAUGCUGAAGCAAAUGGAAAACCAUUAUGGGGACUAGGUGGUCCACAUGAUGCGCCCAUUUAUGAUCAGUUACCCAACACAAAUAGCUUCUUCAAGGAUCAUGGUGGAUCAUGGGAAAGUCCUUAUGGUGACUUCUUCCUUUCCUGGUACUCAAGCCAGCUCAUAUCUCAUGGAGACCGUUUCCUCUCUCUUGCCUCUUCAAUUUUCAGAGAUACUGCUGUGAAUGUUUAUGGGAAAGUCCCACUGAUGUACUCGUGGUACAAAACUCGGGCACACCCUUCUGAACUGACAGCUGGCUUCUAUAACACUGCCUCAAGAGAUGGUUAUGAAGCAGUUGCAGAGAUGUUUGCAAAGAAUUCAUGCAAAAUCAUCUUGCCUGGGAUGGACCUGUCAGAUGAGCACCAGCCACAUGAAUCUCUCUCUAGCCCUGAAUUAUUACUUGCACAAAUCAAAACCGCAUGCAGAAAGCACGGGGUUGAGGUUGCUGGGCAGAACUUGGCUUCUGCCGCUCCUGGUGGUUUUCAGCAGAUCAAGAAAAAUAUGUUGGGUGAUAAUCUGAUUGACUUGUUCACUUUUCAAAGGAUGGGAGCUCAUUUCUUCUCACCGGAGCAUUUUCCUUCAUUCACCCAGUUUGUGAGGAGCCUAAGUCAAUCAGAAUUGCAUUCAGACGAUUUGCCUACUAAAGAGGAAGAAGCCACUGAAUCUGUACAUACAAGUUCAGACCCGAACAUCCACAUGCAAGCAGCAUAGUGAGAGUUGAGACAUUUAUGUGUAGAUAGUAUUCUUGUUAGUACCAAAAUAUUGGAUGGGGAAAAGAUUGUACUAUUUUGGCUGAGUACUGCAUACAUAUCUAAGCAAAUAUUUUAAUUCUAUGAAAGGAGAGGUCAGUGACCUUUUAAACUUGUUUUUCCUGGGAGCGAAGCAGUGUUUGUAUUUUCAUAUUAUGCUGCAAUUCUAUUAAACUUUCCCUUUGCGA